AUGUCGUCAGAAUUUGAGGACACUAAUCCGUCAUACGUUUCAGAUGGAAGUAAUCUGUCUGAAGUAGUGGCCCCAUCUCAAAACUUAAAUAAUGAUCUGAAGAGUGGUUUCGAACAUGAUGAUAGAAACGACAUUGGUGCAGAUUCGACAAGGUCAUCUAGUCCAUUCGUAUCAAAUCCAGAUUUGUUGUACAGAGACCAAUUCUCUCCAGUUGCAAGUUCUUUCAACGAGGAAGAAUCAAUAUCACGCCGAGUCCAAGAUAUGGAUACAAGCAUUGCAAGUCUUCAAGAAACAAUGGGCGAAAUUAAAUUGGGAGAUAGGAGUAAGACUAAUAAUCAUUCAAUAAUUGGGGAUGAAAGUUUUCACAAUUCGAGUAUGGAUACAACACGGUAUAAUGAAACACAAGCACAAUUUGAUCGUGAUUUAGACUUCGAUCAAGAAGUACAAGACCGUAACACAGCGAGCCCUCUUAGAAAUAAAAAGCCUAUAUCACCUUGGAAACAACUUCGGUCAGUAUCUACUACUGUACCUGAAAAUAUGGGAGAUAUUCCUAAAUUGCAUUUUAAUCAAUCUAAUUGUUUCAACGAUAACACUAAGCAGGCACUUACCCAUGACACCACUGCAAUUGCCAAAAUUAAUGAGCUAAAUAAACAGGUAACUGGAUAUAGAAUUCAAAUAAAGCUAUUCAAACAGUUUUUGCAGCAUUUAAUCGAUAAAACUCGCUACAGUAAUGCAGAAAAUGGAUUUGAUAUCAGUGAAUUAAACCAUUUCCAGAAUAAUCUUAACGGGCUAUCACCAUUGAAAUCUACUGGGAUACAAUCGGGAGGUGCAAAUUCAGAGUUUGAAGAUAAUUUGUCUCAAAAUUAUGACGAGCUACUCAAAUUGAAUGAAGAUCUUUAUUUAAACUUGGAAGAUUUUCAAAAUAAAUUGCAUGAUAAGGAAAUACAGCUAAAUAAGACUAACAUAUAUAUGAGAGACUGUUCCCGAAUGAUAAAUGAAAUUUUAGAAUUACUUAUUGGCGAUCCUUCUACCGAUGACUCGUCAAAACAGGCUUUAACUAAGUGCUUAGAUGAUACAUCUGGAGAAAGUAGCUCUUCAAAAUCACUAGAAACCAAACUUUAUGUUGUUCGGUUGGAGCUUCGAAAGAAGCUAGAAUCUAAGAAUCGCAGUUACCCUUCACCGCCUCCUUCAAACCCAGAAAAAGAGCACAUAGAAUUAUCAGGGUAUAUAACAAUUAUUCAAGGGCUUAUAACAUCACUAGACAAGGUUCAAAAAGAAUUUUCGACUCAUAAACAAGACACAUCGAAAAUCCAAGAAGACUUAAAAAAGGAGGUCGAGAGUACACAAACAAUACGAACAAAUUAUGAAGCACUAUAUUACAAGUUCAAUCAAUUAUGCAAAACUUUAGAAAUGUCUAGACCAGACGAUGGUGACAGUGAAAUACGGAAGCUUAGACUAGAAAAUCAGAAAUUGAGAACCAUAAACAACACUGUUGAUAACAAAUUUGAUGAAUAUCAGAAAAUUAUUGACAAAUUACAAAAGGAAGUGAACGACUUUCAAAAACAUUACAACAAUAGCUCAGUAGGCGAAACAAGUGAAUGGUUAAAAUCAUCUAAUGAAGGGCUGCAUCAUAACGACUUAUUGCAGUCAUAUAAUGAGAUAAACCAACUUCAAGAACAAUUGAAGGAUCUUACUGAACGCUAUAAAAAUCUACAAGAUGAAUCUUCAAAUACGAUAUCUACAUUGAGCAAUCAAUUGAAUAACAAAAGGCAGGAGAGCUUAGCCCUGAGUGCAAAUCAAAGAGUUACUGACCAACUUAAAAAUGAUUUAGAAAUCGCAGUUGAAAAGCAACGUGUAUUGAAAGCAGAGAAGAUAAGAUUGUCCUAUAGUCUCGAAUCUCUUACAAAUGACAAGAUAUCUUUGCAGACUACUAUUAGAAGUUUGACUGAAAAGAUUGCUACCUUAACGGUGGAUGCGCCACAACACAAGAAAGAUGAAAUGAACGAAGGUCUUGAAAAAUUGAACGUAUUAGAAUAUCAAUUAAGCGAAUUGCUUCUGCGUGAUAUUCAUGUAUUUCAAAAAUUUCUUAAAUCAUUUAUCAAGAUUGCAGAUGAUUCUUCUUUAAAAGAACCUAAAAGGAAAAUUGAUACCUUAACAAAGAAGAUUACGCAGGAGAGAAACUCUGAGAGUAAUGAUCAAAGAACACUGUGGAAUAUUUCAGAAUUGAAUACCAUCCGAGAGUAUCACAAAUCAGUGUUUGAUUACUUUGCUAGAGCAGUAGAUAUUAUUGUCAACGAUCAUGUCAAACUUUUAUUGAAAGAGAGCGAACAUACUUCACAAACUAGUGAAUAUGUUAAUAAAUUGCACAAAAGAAUAGACGAAUUAAACAGUGUUAAUGACGAUUUGACAAGACAGCUAGAUUCCUACUACACCGAUGACAGUCAUAAUGAUACUACUCAAAAUGCAAGUUUUACUUCAACUGGAUCGAAAAUGAGGAUAGCUGAAUUAACUAAUAGAUGGAAAGCUGAAAGAGAAGCAAGAGUUUACGAGAAUCAAGAAGCACAGAAAAGGCUAAAGGAGUUAGAUAGAGAAAAUGCUAGGUUAAGACAGGAACUUGAUCAAGUAUCCUAG
This is a messenger RNA of Debaryomyces fabryi, 2631 nucleotides long. RefSeq lists its product as uncharacterized. NCBI's taxonomy places the organism in Eukaryota, Fungi, Ascomycota, Pichiomycetes, Serinales, Debaryomycetaceae. The record is from RefSeq and is a predicted model, not a curated record. Bases 1 to 2631 code for a protein of 876 amino acids. The transcript has a single exon.